AUGACCAACAACUAUGUCAUACCAGAGGAGUGUCGAGCCGCUGUGGUUGUCGACGAAGGCCCGAACUUUACCAUAAAGACCCAAACGGUGAAGGUUCCAGUACCAGGUCCCGAUGAGGUUCUGAUCAAGCUGAAUGCCACCGGUAUUUGCUAUUCAGACAUCCACUACAUGUUAAACGACACUGGUGGUCGAAAGAUGUCGGCAUCAGGUAUAUGCUCCGCUGGCCAUGAAGGGUCGGGUGUGGUUGUUAAGCUAGGUGACAAUGUGAAGACAUUCCAGGUUGGGGAUCGUGCCGGCGUAAAGCCAAUUUGGAACACAUGCGGAUCUUGCAAUCUUUGUUGGGGUGGGAAGGAAGUUCAUUGCCAAAAGAAGGUCCUCACCGGAGUGGGUGCUACUGGGACCUUCCAACAUUAUAUCGUUUCUCCAGCGCGAUACACCACGGUGAUUCCCGAGGGAAUUCCGGAUUACGUUGCUGCUCCCGCCAUGUGCAGCGCAGCUACCGCAUAUCGCUCCAUCAGAGAAUCCGAACUCGCUGUUGGGUCAUGGGCCACAAUCAUCAGCGGAGGCGGUGGUGUUGGGAUUCAAGCUGUGCAGAUAGCAAAAGCUUUUGGGCUGAGACCCAUUGUUGUUGACACAGGAAGCGAAAAGCGCGAUCUAUCAUUGAAGAUGGGCGCAGAGGCCUUCGUGGAUUUCAAAGAGUUCCCGGAUACGGUUGCAGAGGCUGUUCGUCUCACUGGAGGUAUUGGAUCCCAUGGCGUAUUUGUUACAGCACCCCCCGCAUAUCCAACGGCUAUCGGUUACAUUGGUGCUAGAAUCGGGGGCGUCAUUAUGUGCAUUGGACUACCUGCAGCAUCGUCUGGGCACAUCAUGAAUGUGAAUCCCACUAUGAUGAUCUUGAAAAAUCUGUCGAUCAAAGGAACAUUGGUGGGUACGAUGGAGGAUACAGAUGCAGUGUUGCAACUCGUUCAAAGAGGCUUGGUGCGAGAGGUCUGCGAGGUAUUGCCUUUUGAAAAAUUCCCUGAAGCAGUCGAUCGACUCCGCAGGGGGGAGGUUGCCGGAAAGCUUGUAAUAGACUAUGAGGCUUGA
Penicillium expansum is the source of this 1086-nucleotide messenger RNA. Its product is annotated as zinc-dependent alcohol dehydrogenase. Gene Ontology annotation, molecular function: zinc ion binding; oxidoreductase activity. The record is from RefSeq and is a predicted model, not a curated record. NCBI's taxonomy places the organism in Eukaryota, Fungi, Ascomycota, Eurotiomycetes, Eurotiales, Aspergillaceae. Bases 1 to 1086 code for a protein of 361 amino acids. The transcript has 3 exons.